AUGACCCUCAUUCACAUCGUCCUCUUCAAGUUCCGUCCCGAAGUCAGCGAGGAGCACAAGCAGACAUUUAUAAGGGAGCUAAAGACAUUGAAAAAACUCCCGUGUGUCAAAGAUGGCCGCCUUAUUGUCGGCAGCCCUAGUGUAACGGAUCCCAUUGAACGCAGCAAAGGGUUCCAGAUCGCUCUUGUCAGCUAUCAUGAGAACCAGGCAGCCUUAGCGGAGUAUCAGGCGAGCAAGGAGCAUCAUCGAGUCACAUCUACAUACAUGUUUCCAUACAAGGAGGAUCUAGUCCGGUUUGAUUUUGAGGUUGAUGUCGAGGAUGAAUAUAUGUGUCAAUUUCCGCUAGCUGAGAUAUCUUAG
Aspergillus calidoustus is the source of this 360-nucleotide messenger RNA. The record is from the annotation of a GenBank genome assembly. Lineage: Eukaryota; Fungi; Ascomycota; Eurotiomycetes; Eurotiales; Aspergillaceae.